GCUCGGGCCCAUCUCGGGCAUUCAGUCUCGACGCUGCACGGACGGACGGACGGACGCAAUAUUACAGCACAACCGACCACAACGACGAGGACGACGUGUUGCGAAUGUCGCAUUGGAUUUUCGCCAUCAAAGGCGGCCGUUGGUUGCUAGCACUCUCGGUCACGGUCUAGGCAGGCAGCAGAAAUAGGGGACAACGGGAAACGUUCGGCCAAACCUUGGGGAGGGAGUGGGAGCAAAAUUUAACUGCGCACGUGUGUGUGUGCAUGUGAAGUGAACAUCGUGAACGCGGAGCCUUCUUGUGGGUGUUUUGGCUAAAGCGAGGCCGACGGAAAAACCGAAAAACCAAAAGUGAAAAAGCUCCGUCGCAAAAGCCCCCCCUUUUCCAGGCAGGACAACAUAACACGAAUGGGGCGUUGACGUGUGCGAAACCCCAAGAUCAAAGCGUGUCCAUCCACCGUUGUGGAUGGGUAAUCUGUGAUAAUAAAUCGGUCCUGUCGGGAUUGGACCCUUGAUUCGAUGUUUGAUGUCGGGAAAGCAGGCGUGAAAAGUGCGUGAAAACUGUGUGUGUGUGUGUGUGUGUGAUAUCGAAGAGCGAGAACCAGUAGUAGACCAUACGGACGCCCCAGCUCCCAGCUGUGGUUAUUAUUACAUCGCCCUUGUCUGCCCUGAGAAACAGGAUGCCGACAGGAUGAUACUUCCUUGUUGGUAAAUGUUGCCCCCGCCGUUCCCGUACUUGGCACCGUGCCAUAUGACCAGUGCACCAGUGCACACGCCAAGUGCCCCGGGGAGCCCCACAGCAGCAGCUAAUCGAUAUUCGAGCGGGUUCCGGUUGGCGAGCGAGUAGGAUAGAGCAGGACCGCUUGCAACACCAGCGGCCUCUCAUUUUUGUGCCGAAGCCAGUGGCUCACCAGCGGCACGAGGAGUUUCGGUGUCGGAAUUGACUCGUUUGUAUGGUCACAUAGAGAAGCAGAAAAACGGGGAGAUUAUCUUGGGAGUGCCAAAAACUGUGCGUGUGUGUGGAAAGUUUUGCGCGACUUCCGGUAAGACGGUUUGUCGAUUAUUCGUAGCUUAUCGUUGUCUGGCAGGAUUUUGUGAAUAGUAAAAUUAAAAAGCAUCCAGUCAUAAUCAAGGCGUUCAGGAGGUGUCCCCCAAAAGCUCGUGUAUCUCUGCGUCCGUGUGUGGUAUUGAUUCAACAGGACAAAACAUACACACAAACACACACUGUUCCGAGAUUUUCGGUCCUGAUUUGGAGUUGAGGACUUCAUCAGCAACAACACCCGACGGAACCGACGGACGACGCUACUAACCGGGUCAACUGGUCCGGUACCCAGUAGCCAGGCGUGCGACACAAGUUUAUUCCAGCCCUAGAACGCAUUAGCCCAGUCCCGUGGAAUACUCGUUACACAACUUAGCUGAGGAUUGACUACCCUAUUACCCGUAAACCAAAUCCGUCACAGGUAGUCCACAGAAGUCAAUUAGUGCCUUAUGGCCGGACUAGAUCUACUAUCGUAAUGGUGACAAAUCGAAAAAGAGCAGAAAAUGAAUUGACUACUCCACCCAGUGCGUCCCGAGCUCGAAUGGCGUCACAGAAAAGCACCGCCUCCACCUCCACCACCACACCGGCGCUAGCGGUAACGAACCGUAUCCUGCGCUCGCCGUCGCACGAAAGCUUCUCCACCGACCUGUCCCUGAUAUCGAUUUCCGUUUCGUCCAUGAACUCGGAGGCGACCAGCGUACUGAACCGGUCCAGCUGCAGCCUGCUCAACCGCACGAUGGAGGAAAAGCUCGGCAGCCUGCUCAAUCCAAAGGAUAGCAAAAGGAAUCGUAGGUCCUCCACCCUGACCGAGCGCUGGAACGAAAGUAACGAUCUCAUCCGGAACUGUGCCACACUGUCGGCCGCACUGGGCAUCCACAAGAGCUUCAGCACGACCGACAUCUAUCAGCUGCCCUCCGAUCAGCACCAACUUGGCCGACUGUCCUCCUCGGAGCUCGCGCUCACGCCCUUCCAGAAGGUCGGGUACCUUUUCGAUCACUCCCGGCUGGAGCAUGCGUCCCGCUCCUACUCGACCUGGGUAGCGGUCGGUGAGCUAGCGUCCACCUCGCAGCUUCCCUCCCCGCACGGUGGCCAAUCGGCCGGCCAGGUACCGACACUGACCACGACCAACCCGCCCGCACCGAGCUUCACCGUAACGGACCUGAUCAGCUCGGUCAACAAGAAGAUACGGCAGAACUACAUCCGCCGCCGGCUGUUCACGACCUACCGUGCGCUGGAGCGACUCUCCCAGAGCGAGUUCAACCUCGACCGGCUGGAGGCGGCCGCCUUUGCCGCCACCAAUCCGGGGCCAACCGAGCUGAUCGUACCCUCGACCAGCCUGUCCAAUGCGUCCGCCUCGCCCGUGGGUGGAAAAUCGACCAGCUCACCGGCACCACCGGGUGGUGGUGGUGGUGAGGCACUCGCGGAUCAUCCCGGUAAAAAGACAAGCGGAGGUGUUGCUCGCGGUGUACACCACGGUCCGAAGAAGCAUCUCACCUUCCACGACAUUGAGAACGAGCGGGGCAAACCACUGUCCAAGUACGAGCGGCACAUGCUCAUCUUCAACUGGCUGCACACCAUCGACGAUACGGCGCUCGAGAUCGAGAACUGAUCGCCGCAGGAGCUCCCGGGAGGAGGAGGAGGAGGACGACGUGACCCAAGUCUCUUCUGCACAAAAGAGUAAGAUUUAUUUACCCAUACUCACACAAAGAGAUAGAGAGAGAGAGGAGGAAGUAAAUGAGCCCAGAAUAAGUCCUCGUGCCCAACAAGUUUGUCUCGUCCUGCUUUUACAAAGUGUCACAAAGUGCAUUCGGAGUUCGUACGUGUGUUGUAGUUUACUUGAGGUUUAGCUGAUGUUUGGUGGAAAGGCCGUUAAGUGUACUCUUCACUUCUGUAAGGGGAAAGCUUCUUCUCUUUUGGAAUACUUCUUAUUAACUGUGUUAUUUUCUACUAAUCAGUGUGCAAUCAAGGGAAUACCUCCAAUGUAGGAAAAGCUACUUCUAUACGAUAUGUGAUGUCUUCUACGUAACGUAUUAAGUUAUAUUUGCUGUGUCACUUAGGAUUUUAGUUGAUCGGUUCCAGGAGAACUGCUUUUUCUUUUUUUUAUAAAUUAAAGGCAAAAGUGUAUAGGCACCUGCUUAGCACUCUUGUCCUUUUUCGCCGCAAACACAACCAUCUACAGUAAAGGCAAAUCGUCCCCAAAAAAUAUGAUGCCAAUUAAGCAGUUCAAAACGAUACAUAUAAAAUGUCUUCACAAGGACCGAAACCACGGGCGUAUCAUACACCCAGAAUACAUAUGUCUUCUUGAUGGUUAACGUUAAACACUCCCAAAACACUACCGCAGUUACAGUAAAAACCAAUUAUCAAAAAAGACUUAUCACUAAAAAAAAGACAACCAAAACAAACCAAACAAAAAACGGCAACCCAAACAGCAGUAACGUAGAGUGUAGUAACCGUAACGCGCAGUAACGUAACGCUUACUAAGAGGCGCUUGUUCGCUCGCUAUAACGUCGCUAAACGUGUCUGCAAUGCCGCAACAAACAAUUAACAAAUAAACGCAUAUAUUUUACGAAAAAGCUCCCUUUUCCACAUAUGAAUGUGCAUGUGGUUUGCUGCUGAACAGUAAACACAAAGCGAGCCAAAACCUUGUCACUGUUGAACGUACUAAAGUACUAUGUAAAGGGUAUAGAGACGCGGCGGCCUGUGUAGUGUGAGCGCUCUGCAGGUCAUCGGUGUUGUCGGUUACAGUUUUCCCGUUGUUGCCAUCGAUGUUUUUACUUGUUGUGAAGGAUUACAGGUUCUCAGAUUCCCCCCCCCCCCCCCCGUUCCCUUAAUCGUCCUAAAUGCGUGGUGGAAGCAUGCACUAGAGAUUCACUACCGCGCAGCAAUCCCCCCAUAUUUUGCCAUUUUUUGCCAUCGUUUUUCCACAAACGAACCACACGUCGCUGGUGAUUUGAUACCGUACUUCUUUACAUUAAAUAGACUUUAAUAUCGAUUAGAUAGAGCAGAUUUCACAUUUUUGGAUAGUAGAAAGACAGCGGUGGCGGCGGCAGGAGCGUCCGUGACAUGUUAAGUGGCUUUUUGCUUCAAAGUGGCAUAAUUUUAAACCUAACGAGGAACCAAUAAAAAUAAAAUAUAAUAAACCAAUAUGGCCAAUAAUAGGCACAGCGUGUGUGAAGAUGCAGCUUAAUGGUGCGAAUUGAUGAUGUGAGGCAAAAUAGAAAGAAAGUAUUGGCGCGAUGAGUAUAGGUUUUGCUGCAUGAAAGCUAAACGAGAUAAAGCAUUACACACUAGGAAAAAGACUAAAAUGAAUAAGAGACAGUUGGGUCAAAAAGAGAGCGGAUGAGCUUAUGUUGGUUGUUCGCCUGAUGUCGUAAAUCGGAACCCAUCCAUGUGAGCAUUAUUAAAUGUCGUACUAUGCUGCAACAAGUUUUACAGGCUAUCGUAUUGAAAAAAAAAAACACAAACAAACAAACAAAACUACCCUCUUAAUACUGCAAACAUACCAAUCGCGUACCCCGUGUAAAUAGGAAUCACUUAAAAAUAGUGGGAAAAACAAAUCUAACAAUAAAUUCUUACAACAUUCAAAACGGUGGUCUCAUCGG
Molecule: messenger RNA, 4638 nt
Organism: Anopheles merus
Lineage: Eukaryota; Metazoa; Arthropoda; Insecta; Diptera; Culicidae
Exons: 4
Coding region: 1512-2645 (377 amino acids)
Source: RefSeq, a predicted model, not a curated record